Molecule: messenger RNA, 707 nt
Organism: Aegilops tauschii subsp. strangulata
Lineage: Eukaryota; Viridiplantae; Streptophyta; Magnoliopsida; Poales; Poaceae
Source: RefSeq, a predicted model, not a curated record
AACAACGACAACUACUCCUAACAACGACCUGAGCAUCCUAUUGGCACAACACAGAUGGUGAUGGGCAAGAAGCUGAGCAAGGUUGACGGCGCGCGGUGCAGGCGGCACCGGCGGCAGGGGGAGCAAGGGGUGUGCCCGCUCUGCCUGCGGGAGCGCCUGUCUCGCCUCUCGCCCUCGGCGACGCUGCCGUCCGUCCUCGCGCGCGAGGCCUCCUCCUGCUGCUCGGACUCGGACUCGGAGUCGUCCACCGGCGCAUCGUCGGCGUCGUCGUCGGGGUCGGCGAGCCCCGGGUUCCACCGGGAGAUCAAGCGCGCCGCGAGGCCGUCGCUGCUGAUGCGGCACGAGCGGGUGGUGGCCGUGGACGGCGACGAGGUGGUGCUGGUGAUGAGAAGGAGGAGGGAGAGGCCGGCGACCAGCUUCUGGGCGAAGCUGCUGCGCGCGGCGACGGGGGGCAAGAAGGCCGUCGAUGGGUGCUCGCUCGCGCACUCCAGGACGACGAAGGCCGCCGAUGGGAGCAGCGCCGAUGCCACGAAGUGGAUCAUAUUCUAAGUUGUUUCGUCAAAUCUAGCUAGUUCUGUCUCUUGUGCGUGACCAUUUCUUGGUUUUGGUUUCGGUCCUUUGACUCUGGACAGCGAACCUUUACAGUUGAUUAGAUCCAUGAUCUGUACAUAAUUUCAAAAAAAUAACAUAACUUCUGUUAGGUUUGA